This is a messenger RNA of Tarenaya hassleriana, 1197 nucleotides long. Its product is annotated as aspartic proteinase CDR1-like. Bases 1 to 1197 code for a protein of 398 amino acids. The record is from RefSeq and is a predicted model, not a curated record. Gene Ontology annotation, cellular component: extracellular region. The transcript has a single exon. Lineage: Eukaryota; Viridiplantae; Streptophyta; Magnoliopsida; Brassicales; Cleomaceae.
AUGGCGUCUCUUUCGUUAUGUGUUUUAGCUGCAAUGCUUCUUGUCUUUUUCUCGGUCGCUGCUUCUGCCCCUCAAGGCGGAAUCACAGCCGAAUUGAUCCGCCAUGAUCCCCCGCGCUCUCGUCCUACUCGGUCUCCGUAUUCCGACACAGUAUCCAACCACUUGGGCGGGUAUCUGAUGAAAAUAAAGAUCGGGACACCGCCAUUGGAGUUCAUGGGACUUGCAGACACGGGGAGCGAUCUUACCUGGACGCAAUGUUUGCCUUGUCCUAAUAACUGUAUCCCACAAGAUUCUCCAAUGUUUAACCCUCUCUCUUCCUCCACCUACCAAGACCUUACUUGCAGCGCAAGUCAGUGCAGAACCAUUAACAGAGACACCCACUGUGACGGCAAGAAUAGUGUCUGCCCUUAUAGGCUGGUUUAUGGCAAAGGCUUCUCUUUUGGGUCAGUUGGGUUCGACACGGUCACCCUCGGUCUGACCUCUGGCUCGCAGUUUUCUCUAAUCGGAACCCUCUUCGGCUGCGGUCGAAACAACUCCGGUUUUAGCCAUGGCGUGACAGGCGUCAUCGGACUCGGCUGGGGACCGUUUUCCCUCGUCUCUCAGAUGGGAGAUAGAAUCCAAGGUCUCUUCUCCUACUGUUUCGGCGCCAAGACAAGCAAGAUCAACUUCGGAGCAAACGCUAUUGUUUCGGGUGGCGGUACUGUGUCCACAUUGCUUUUGCGAAAGAUGUCUAAUCCGAGCUUCUACUACCUCAACCUAGAGGCAGUGAGCGUGGACGAUGCACGGGUCGAGACCUCGGGAACCUCGAUGGGUUCAAAGGACGGGAAUAUCGUCAUAGACUCGGGAACGACAAAUCUGAUGCUGGCGGAGGACUAUUUCUUGCGUGUCAAGGAAGUCGUGACAACUGCGAUGAAAGCGAAAGGAGCCAAUCCCCAGGACAAUUGUUACUCGCCGUGCAAUCUCGAGGAUUUUCCGGUAAUAACGAUGCAUUUCGCUGGUGCGGAUCUCGUUAUGGAACGAUCAAACACGUACGAUGACGUAGGUCAUGGGGUGGUUUGCUUAAAGUUCGUCCCGAUCCUAAAGGGGCUUCCUCCCCUACUCGGCUACCAAGCUCAGUCUAAUUUCUUGAUUGGUUAUGACAUCGUCUCAGAGAUUAUCUCCUUUAAACCCACCAACUGCUCUUCUCUCUGGCAUUGA